Messenger RNA from Poeciliopsis prolifica (blackstripe livebearer), 2738 nucleotides. Its product is annotated as protein rapunzel-like. Bases 135 to 1310 code for a protein of 391 amino acids. NCBI's taxonomy places the organism in Eukaryota, Metazoa, Chordata, Actinopteri, Cyprinodontiformes, Poeciliidae. The record is from RefSeq and is a predicted model, not a curated record. The transcript is spliced from 3 exons.
GAGCCACGUGACCAACAGGAAGCCAAACAGGCUGGAGUUUAGAUUUCUUCCGCAAACUUUACGAGCUUCUGCAGCUUUUCUAGAAGACCGAGGAGAGCCGGCUGCAGCUUGAAGACGUUUACAGAGCCCCAACGAUGGCGAAUCCGUUGCAGAAGCUUGUGGCGGAGAAGAAGGACAUGGUGGAGACGGUGAUGGAGGUGUUCGAACAGGGAGCCGAAGUGGUGGCCAGCAUCGCCGGAGACCUGUUCCCCGUGUUUUCCAUCGCCGCUCCCAUCGUCAAGCUGGCUCUGGACAACGUGGAGAGCAAAGAGGCGGCCUUCAUGAAGGAGCAGUUCCAGAAGGUCCGAGACCGCCUGGAGGUGGUCUCCGAGGAGCUGCAGCGGAUCAACGACGAGAUCAAGAAGAGCGGGGUGGAUGCUGCCUACUUCUCUGUGGAGGAAAACAUCACCAAUCAGUUCAGGAAGUACAUGGACAUCCUCAACGCCAAGCCGAAGUUCAGAGAGGUGAAGAAGAAGCUUUUCCUGGAACAUUUCGCCAAAACCGGUGGAGAUAAGAACCUGCACAUCCUCUACAACGCUGUGACCGGAGAAACUUUCUCCGGGGAGCCGAUCCUCGAGAUCAUCCAGAACUACGAGGAGAAAAGCCGCCGACCGAUGGAGGACUUUUGUGCUCGACUGAAGAAGCUCUUCUGCGUGGGGCUCAUUGCGCUACUGGGGCACGCUGCCCUGAAAGGCUACGACGAAGAUGAGGCUCUUCUGAAAGAGUGGGGAGAAAAUAUGAACAAAGUCCAAGCCAAAAUGAACGCCGUCAUCGAAGAUUGUAUCGUUAGUUUCCCUAAGCAGGCCGAGCAGGACUCCCGCCGCCUGGUGAGAGACCAGGAGGGCUUAUCCAACCAGCAGCUCGCCGACGCUGUCGUCGAGAAGCUAAAGAAGAAGUUCGACUGGGUGGGCUGGUCUGUGCGCGUCUUCAGGUCUCCCACUGGCCUGUUCACCAACAAGAAGGACUACCAGUGCGCCACCGGGAAGAGCCGCUUCCAGGUUCCCACGUCGGACGAGAAGCUGAACGUCUGGGUGUCGUUCAGCUCCUCGCCUGAACCCGUGGAUAAGAGCCACGUCCAGCAGCUGAUCCAGAGCCAGAAGAAGCUCACCGUGGUGGGUGUAGCCGAGUUCCUGUUCGAGAAGCUGCCGGGCGACUGCGUCGUUCACACCAUCAAAACCAGCAAAGACCUGGGCUGCGCCUGGAGCUUCGAGGACGACCUUCACUACUGGGAGGAGCACAAGAACUUCUACGUCUGCGUUCAUUCAGCCUGAAGAUUUAGAGAAAAUAAAUUAUAGCACCAUGCUGCUCCGCCGACCUCUGACCUUACAAAUGUUCCUCAGAAUGUGGCUUUAGAUAUGAUGAAGCUGAGUGUUUAUGUAUCUGAGUGAAGCUAGCAGCUAUCAGAGCAAAGCCAUUCAACAUUAAAGACUCAAAUUUCCAAAGAUUUAUAAUUUAAUCAACUGCUUCCCUGUUGCCAUGUCACUGCAGCUUUUCCAACCCCAAAACAAAACUAACAGUAAAAAUAAGCACAUUUAUAUAUCCGUGUUCAUUUGCAUUGUUCAACAGAAGAAGUGGCCAGAAAAAGCUGCAGAGCAACAGGGACCCUGUUGAGUUCAUAAAUUAAGAAAUUACACAGUCAUCUUCUGCAAGAGCACAUUUUCAGAGCAACUCCAAUUUUAUCGUUUAAGUUUCUGUGCAGCUGUUAGCAUCACUCACUGACUGGUGGCCUGAAAACAAGUUAGCACUCUAAAAUAAUCUUUUAUAAAAUGUUUUAUUCCUUCAGCUGUGGAGAAAAACAUCUUCUGUCUUUUUUCAGAACAAAUUCUUGAGAUAAACUCUGAUGUGAGUUUCAUAACAAUAUUCCUGUCCUUUUGAAGAUUUUGGCAGGAUUUAGUGUUUCAACCUGGACGUGUUUUAUCAGAAAGAGAAAAUUGUUAUGGAUGUUCUGGUGCCGAUGAAGCUGAGCUCACCCUAAAUGGGCCGUUUGUAUCCAAACCACGGGAAAAACUAGAAACCCUCCGUUUGAUUUCACUUUUCGUUCUUGCUUGGCCUAAAAGAAAAUGACACUGUUUCCUUUUCUUCAUCAGCUCUGAUGCUCCGGCAGCAGCUUCUUCCUGCUCUGACGUUUCACUUUUCUGUGCAGCUUAAAUUCACUUUUGAAAGGUUCAGUUGAAUUUUUGAUUCAUUUUGGGUUUUGGGGAUUUUGUGUUUUUAUUCAAAUGUUUCUAAUCUGACAUUAAUGUUCACACUACCUGCUGACAGUGCAAUCAUAUUCAAUCGAUUAGAAACGGCUUUAAAGGAUCAAACGUACUUUUUAUUAAUUAAACCCACAUUUCUGUUUCAAAAUGUUUGUUUUUUUUUGCAUCUAUUGCCCUAUUUUGUAUCUUUUUAUUUUUACCAUCUGUAAACAGAAAAUCAUCAUAAUUAACAAAAGGCUUAAAAAUAUCAGUAUGUUCUAUGUGUCUCACUUUUUGGGAAUUUAUUAAUGAAUCUAAUGUACUUUUAAAAAUAUUCAGACUUAUUGAAUGUGACUGUAUAAUGCUCUGACUAUUCAUAGUUUUCUGGUCUUUUGUCGCCGUUUUGUUUCUUCUUGUUCAAUUGAUAUAAAAAUACUCAAUAACACAUUUUGUGAUCUUUUUAUUUUACACUUUCUGUUGCAUUUGUUCCCUGUAAUCAACAAAAUAAAUACAUCUUGAUUA